Molecule: messenger RNA, 2666 nt
Organism: Clarias gariepinus (North African catfish)
Lineage: Eukaryota; Metazoa; Chordata; Actinopteri; Siluriformes; Clariidae
Gene: vrtn
Product: vertebrae development associated
Exons: 2
Coding region: 83-2134 (683 amino acids)
Biological process (GO): regulation of transcription by RNA polymerase II
Cellular component (GO): chromatin
Source: RefSeq, a predicted model, not a curated record
CACACACACACACUGCUCUAUCUUUGCGCCUAACACACACACACACACACCUGAGUGGUAGGAGCUGCUUUGUAUUAAAGGCAUGAUUCCGAGGAAUGAGGUGGUGCUCUCCGUCCUGGAGGAGCUCCAGGAGGCCACAGAAUCUGUUGGCUUGGAUGCCCUGAUAAAAGUGGCUCUUGAGGUGGAGCAAGUACUUGCUCCUUUUCACCUCCCAACAGUGCUGUGCUCAGAGAUCUCUUCUUGGAUGGGCAUCGAUGCUAUGGCUCACAGACUUUACCCAGCAGAUGCCCCGGCUGGCCUUCUUCCUCUGGUCUGCAAAGGGGAGGGUAAUCUUCUGUUUGAUGCUGCCAGCAUGCUUCUGGUUGGUUCCACAAGCUUGAGCUUGGAGCUGCAGGUCAGGACAGUGGUGGAGAUGCUCCUGUGGAAACAGUACUACCUGUGCGGCAUGAUAGACUCCAAGGUCAUGCUGCAGGCUUCCAGGUUUUCGCUCUGUGCUGAAGAAACGCAGGAUAUGCUUAAGCUGCCUAUGCAGGUUCUGGAGGCCAUCUUUGAUGCUGAUGUCAAGGCUUCUUGCUUUCCGAACUCUUUUGCAAACAUGUGGCAUGUAUAUGCUCUGGCUUCCGUCCUUCAGUGCAACAUCUACUCCAUUUACCCUAUGUAUAACCACAAGAUCAGGCCCUAUUUCAAUCGCCUGAUUCGUCCCAGAAUGUGGCCCAAAGACUCUGAGCCUCUGACCCUCCACAUAAUGUGGUCUGGUGAGCUUGAGUCUGGCUCUGUGUUCAAACCACGCAACUUUGUGGCCUUAAUCCCUGCCAGUGAUCUCAAAAUUGGAAGUCCAGGGAGUGAGCAACGGAUGUCAUCGGUUAAGUCCCUGGAACCGUUAAACGAGGAAACACAACUCUCCUACUCCACCCUGAAAGACAAGUUCAACAUCACGAAAAGCACCUUCUAUCGCUGGAAGAGGCAAAGCAUGGAGUAUCAUAAGAAAUCUGUCGCCAGGUAUGAAGCCAAACACUUUUUUCAGUCUUGCUACAAAGAAGGCAAGCUCAUUCCCCAGAACCAGUUCAGGGAGUUCUUUCCAGAAAUCUCCAGAUCCACAUAUUAUGCCUGGAAACAUGAGCUCAUGGCUACUGGAAGUAUCGGUUCUGGAGGUUCCACUGGAGAGGUGAGUCCUGGAGAUAGCAACGAGCAGGACUACUGGUCCUCUCCUGAGAGCAUGAAGCAGCCCAUCCAGGAAACCUUCACCAGCAUGUUGGCACAAAAGUCUGAGAAACUGGAAGGAGAUAAAUUCCAGAAUGCAGCCCUAAUGCAAGAAGCAAAGAAAAGCCUCCAAAACUGUAUUGCCACCAAUACAUCGUUUCCCUACCGCAUUUUUAAACGAAGGUUCCCAGGAAUCUCAAGAUCAACUUAUUACAAUUGGAGGAGGGAAGCUCUGCUAUUUACACCAUUCAAAGAUCGAUCAGGAAGCGGGGAAGAAGGCAUGGAUCCGGAUAAAGUCCAGAAUUCGAAAGAGAAGCCGUUGCCAGUGGGUUUGCUGACGACUCACAGAGUAAUCCCUAGGGUUCGGCUUUCGAGAUGCAGUCAGAAGACUCUCCGGCUGAUCUACUUGCAGAAAAAGAAACUUAGAGAGGAAGCCAAAGCAUGUGUCCAGAAUUCCAAGAUGCCAUUGUUCAAAUUCAAGCUCAAGUUCCCGUCAAUAUCGUCGUCGUAUUAUUGGCUUUGGAGGAAUAAGAAAGCUGAUAAAGAGUCUGGUGUGAGUUUUGAUACUGAUAAACUGGAAAGUGUCAAUGCCACUGGAGAGGUUCUGAAGCAAGAGGAGAAUCAGGAAACGUUUACUUUUGAUGGAAAUGCCGAGUACUUGAACAACCGUAUGAUCAACGGCAGCCCUGAGUUCUCUCCAUCAUAUUAUCCUCUUUCUGACAAGACCAACAGCAACGAGCAAAUUUUUGUGAUGGAUGUUGUGGCGCUGGCGAACUUUAAGGCUAAGGCCAAACUUUUUCUCCAGCAGCGUUUCGAGGAGAAAUCGUUUCCUACUUUCAAAGAGUUCAGGUCCUACUUUCCUCUUACUCCACGCUCUACUUAUUAUAUGUGGAAGAGGGCGUUGCAUCAUGGUGUGCCUUUAGUUCAUGGAUAAUUUUUUUCAUUAAAUGCCUUAGGUUAACGUGUCAUCCAUCACUCCUCAUGUAUAUAUAGUUUUUUUACACACUUCUCAUCGACUUGAGUCCAGCAUCCAGGUCAUUUCUGCUCUACCACAGUGUAAUUGCAGUUCAUGCAUCUUAAUUGUGUCUCCCUUUGUUCCCCCACUUGACUUGACCACUUGGUUGCAGCUCAAGGACAUUUGCAUGUGUGUGAAAUCAGACAGUCUGUUUUACACGCUCCUGAUGGCCCUCAGGCAAAAGGCAGUUCAAAGACACUGAUAUCUGGAUUUCAAAUGAGUCUUUUGUUUGAGCUUUGGCCUUUGCUUUAAAUUUUAAAUUGACUCCAAUCAUCCGUUUCUGUUCUUGUAUUUCAUUUUAAAUGUUUCAAAUCAUUUCUUUAAAAAAAAAAAAAAACUAAAACAGGAAAAUUUAUUUUUUUGGAACAAAGCCAUGCCAUGUAUAUUUCAUUUUUCCAACUACACAUAGUGAUUUUUUUUUUCUUCUUUUUAUCUUUUUUUUUUUUUUUUU